AUGUGGAAACCACUCGCUUGUGCUGCUGCUUUGCUCUCUGUUGUCGCUGCCGACCCGGCUCCUGAGUCCCACGACUCUCCUGUUGGAGCUUCCUACAGAGCCGCUUUUGAAGAGGGUGUGGAUGGUUACGUCAAGUUUUCCUCCAAGAACGGCUCUGUCCUUGUGGAUGUCGACAUUUCCGGUUUGCCCGACUACGGUGGUCCUUUCAUGUACCACAUCCACGAGUUGCCUGUUCCUGCCGACGGCAACUGCACUGGCACUAAGGCCCACUUUAACCCAUACAACGGUCACGAGAAGGCUGAUACUCCUGCCGAAUUGGAGGUUGGUGACCUUUCUGGCAGACACGGCGAGAUCGAGGCCCAGUCUUUCCAGACAUCCUACAUUGACCCAUACCUCUCGUUGAACGAGGACAACGAGGCCUUCUUUGCUGACUUGUCGGUGGUUGUUCACUUGCACAACACCACCAGAAUUGCUUGUGCCAACAUCACCAAGAGUUUUGACAUUCCUGAGGAGAAUGCCGGUGCCAAGCCCAUGGCCAUGGGUGCUGCUGCCUUGGUGGCUGGUGCCGCUUUGAUUUUGUAG
Candidozyma duobushaemuli is the source of this 582-nucleotide messenger RNA. RefSeq lists its product as uncharacterized. Gene Ontology annotation, biological process: removal of superoxide radicals. Lineage: Eukaryota; Fungi; Ascomycota; Pichiomycetes; Serinales; Metschnikowiaceae. Gene Ontology annotation, cellular component: extracellular region. The transcript has a single exon. The record is from RefSeq and is a predicted model, not a curated record. The coding region runs from base 1 to 582 and encodes 193 amino acids. Gene Ontology annotation, molecular function: copper ion binding; superoxide dismutase activity.